GCCUCGUCGUAUGUCCUCAUGGCAUCAUUCGGUGAGGAUGGCAUGAAAAGCGUGGUGUACGAUGCUUGCCGGCCGGUGGUGGCUGGCGACCGUGACCCUGCUGCUCGUCGUGCGCCUGACGCACAUGAGGGCCUCCGCCACAGAUCGCCUGGACCUCCACCUGGACCCCGGCAGGCACCACCACAGGCAUAGACACAAGCAGACAGACGCACCCGUCACUCAACAUUACAACGAUAAUGCGUUAGAUUUCCUUCCUCACUACGAUCCUUUUACCUUCAACGAAUUCUUAGAUAGGGAAAUAUUAAAUUUCGAGUCUUAUGUUAACGAUAAAAAGAAUGACUGGAGUCAAAUGCCCAGUGAUGUAGGAGAGUUGAAGGACAAGAAGCACCAGCAUUGGCCGAUCAAGCGCGAAGCUGUGAUAGAGGGGGAUCUGGUUCUGGGCGGACUGAUGAUGGUGCACGAGAGAUCCGACAACCUGACGUGCGGGCCGGUGAUGCCGCAGGGAGGCGUGCAAGCACUGGAAACCAUGCUGUACACGCUUGACAUUGUCAACAACAAGCUCAAGCUCAUCCCGGGUGUUACACUCGGCGCGCACGUCCUUGACGACUGUGAUAGAGAUACGUACGGAUUGGAAAUGGCUGUUGACUUUAUUAAGGGGUCAAUCAGCAACAUAGACGAUGCGGAGUACGCGUGCAACGCUACUGCGGUACGUAAGGUCAUCUCCGGCGUGGUGGGCGCCGCCUCCAGUGUAACCUCCGUGCAGGUCGCCAACCUGCUGCGCCUCUUCAAGAUACCACAGGUGUCAUUCUUCUCGACGUCCCCGGAACUGUCGAACAAGGCGAGAUUCGAGUACUUUACGCGCACCAUCCCCAGUGACCUGCACCAGGUCAAGGCGAUGGUGGAGAUCGUCAAGCAGCUCGGCUGGAGCUAUGUAUCCAUCAUCUACGAAGAGUCUAGCUACGGCAUCAAGGCGUUCGAGGAGCUCGAAGCACUGCUGGCGAGGAAUGGCAUCUGCAUAGCGGUGAAGGAGAAGCUGGCCAAGGACUCGGGCGUCGCCACAGAAACCGCCUACGACAACAUUGUGCAGAAAUUGCUCACCAAGCCCAGGGCUAGAGGAGCGAUAAUCUUCGGGUCUGACCAAGAGGUGGCGGGCGUGAUGCGCGCAGUGGAGCGCGUCAACGCGACCGGUGCCUUCAGCUGGAUAGGCUCGGACGGCUGGAGCGCGCGCGCCCUCGUUUCCGACGGCAACGAGCGCGCCGUCGAGGGCACCAUCAGCGUGCAGCCGCAGGCCAACGACGUCACCGGCUUCAAGGAGUACUUUCUCGGACUCAACGUUAAGAAUAAUAAGAGGAAUCCCUGGUUUAUAGAAUUCUGGGAGGCGCACUUCCAGUGCCGCUACCCGGGCGGGCCACGCACGCCUUACAACGGGCACUACGCGCGCAACUGCUCCGGCAGCGAGCGACUCACACACGACAACACAAAGUUCGAGCGACAGCUGCAGUUCGUCUCCGACGCCGUGCUCGCCUUUGCAUACGCUAUACGGGACAUGCACCUGGCUGUUUGUGGGGGCCGGCGGGGAUUGUGCGAUGCCAUGCGGCCCGCUAGCGGCGCAGAGCUGCUGUCCUACCUGCGGAAAGUCAACUUCACUGGUAUUAGCGGCGACGAAUUCCACUUCGACGCCAACGGCGACGGCCCCGCGCGCUACAACAUCCUGCACUUCAAGCAGGUGGCGCGCGGCACCUACCGCUGGGUCAAGGUUGGACACUACCUUGACGGAGUGCUGCAACUAAACAUCGAUGAGAUUCAGUUCAAGUGGGGCGAGCGGCGGCCACCGGAGUCUGUGUGCAGCGCGGAGUGCGAGCUGGGCCAGGCCAAGCAGUACGUCGAGGGCGAGAGUUGCUGCUGGCACUGCUUCAACUGCACACAGUACGAGAUCCGCUCUCCGUUGGUGGAGACGGCGUGCGUAGUGUGCGAGCGCGGCACGCUGCCGGACGCGGCGCGCACGCGCUGCCAGCCCAUACCCGAGCUAUAUCUGCGCCCCGACUCCGCCUGGGCCAUCGGCGCCAUGUCCUUCUCCUCCCUAGGGAUACUGCUCACCGCGUUCGUAUGCGGCGUGUGGGUGCGCCACGGCGCGACGCCGGUGGUGCGCGCCAGCGGCCGCGAGCUCUCCUACGUGCUGUUGGCCGGCAUCCUCAUGUGUUACCUCGUCACCUUCGCCCUCGUCUUCCGCCCCACCGACGUCCUGUGUUCUAUACAAAGAUUCGGCACGGGCUUCUGUUUCACGGUGGUGUACGCGGCGCUGCUGACUAAAACCAACAGGAUCUCACGCAUCUUCAACGCCAGCAAGCACUCUGCCAAGCGGCCCAUUCUCAUCUCGCCCAGCUCACAGCUCGCCAUCUGCGCCGGACUCGUCUCUAUACAAGUGUUAAUAGUGGUGGUGUGGAUGAUAGUGUCUCCGGCGCGCGCAAUGCACCACUACCCGACGCGCGAGGACAACAUGCUCGUAUGCGACUCCUACGUCGACGCUUCCUACAUGAUCGCCUUCUCCUACCCCAUCGUGCUCAUCGUCAUCUGCACCGUCUAUGCCGUCCUCACCAGGAAGAUCCCGGAGGCCUUCAAUGAGAGCAAACAUAUUGGGUUCACGAUGUACACGACGUGCGUGAUCUGGCUGGCGUUCGUGCCGCUGUACUUCGGCACAGCGAGCCACGUCCCGCUGCGCGUCACCAGCAUGGCCGUCACCAUCUCGCUCAGCGCCAGUGUCACACUCGCCUGUCUCUUCUCACCUAAGUUAUACAUCAUACUGAUUCGUCCGGAGAGGAAUGUGCGCCAGAGCAUUAUGCCAGUCCGGUACAGUAGAAAACCACCGCCUUCACAAAACUUUACUCACUCACAAUCCAAAAAACCUUCUUCCGAUAAAGAAACUCAAACGGAUCCUACUGACUUUAGUAUAGUAACAAACGGACAAACGGUGACAUUAAGACGUGUUAAUUUAGACAAAGAUGAAACAAAUAAACAGGUAAAAGAAAAUGCAGGAGAAAAAAAGAUGUUUAAGGAUAAAACUAACGGAACAAAAGAAAAAGAUAUCAAAGGAGAUAAGAAUAAUAACAUAAAGCGCACAACGUAG
Papilio machaon (common yellow swallowtail) is the source of this 3124-nucleotide messenger RNA. RefSeq names its product metabotropic glutamate receptor 2. NCBI's taxonomy places the organism in Eukaryota, Metazoa, Arthropoda, Insecta, Lepidoptera, Papilionidae. The transcript has 17 exons. The record is from RefSeq and is a predicted model, not a curated record. The coding region runs from base 62 to 3124 and encodes 1020 amino acids. Gene Ontology annotation, molecular function: adenylate cyclase inhibiting G protein-coupled glutamate receptor activity. Gene Ontology annotation, biological process: G protein-coupled receptor signaling pathway. Gene Ontology annotation, cellular component: membrane.